Messenger RNA from Sus scrofa (pig), 1413 nucleotides. RefSeq names its product ADP-ribosylhydrolase like 1 (gene ADPRHL1). NCBI's taxonomy places the organism in Eukaryota, Metazoa, Chordata, Mammalia, Artiodactyla, Suidae. Gene Ontology annotation, biological process: protein de-ADP-ribosylation. The record is from RefSeq and is a predicted model, not a curated record. Gene Ontology annotation, molecular function: ADP-ribosylarginine-[protein] hydrolase activity; magnesium ion binding.
AGACAGAAAAGGAGUGCCUGGCAUUUGGGGAGGUUCCUGACGGCGACGCGAUGACCAGAGCAGAGGCCGGCCGGGCGGACUCAAGGCGAGGCCACAGAGGCUGAGCAGAGCAGCCGCCCGCCGAGAUGGAGAAGUUUCGGGCAGCGAUGCUGCUGGGCGCCGUGGGGGACGCCCUUGGCUACAGAAAUGCCUUCAUGGAGAACAGCGCCUCGGGCCCCAGGGUCCAGGAGGAGCUGCAGAAAGUGGGGGGGCUGGACCACCUGGUGCUGGCCCCCGAGAAGUGGCCAGUGAGCGACAACACCAUCAUGCACAUGGCGACGGCCGAGGCCCUGGUCACAGACUUCUGGUGCCUGGACGACCUGUACCGCGAGAUGGUGAGGCGCUACGUGGACGCCCUGGAGAAGCUUCCGGAGCACCGCGCCGACCCCGCCACCAUCGAGGGCUGCUCACAGCUGAAGCCAGACAACUAUCUCCUGGCCUGGCACACGCCCUUCAACGACAAAGGCUCGGGGUUUGGCGCUGCCACCAAGGCGAUGUGUGUGGGCAUGCGGUACUGGAAGCCAGAGCGGCUGGGGACGCUGGUGGAGGUCAGCGUGGAGUGUGGCCGGAUGACUCACAACCACCCCACGGGCUUCCUAGGGUCACUGUGCACGGCCCUGUUUGCCUCCUACGCCAUCCAGGGAAAGCGGCUGGAGCAGUGGGGGCGAGACAUGCUGAGGGCAGUCCCGCUGGCCGAGGACUACUGCAAGAAGACCAUCCGGCACCUGGCAGAGUACCAGGAGCACUGGUUUUACUUCGAAGCGAAGUGGCAGUUUUACUUGGAGGAAAGAAAAAUCAGUGAGGACUCGGAGAGUGGGGCCACCUUCCCCGACCACUAUGACGCAGAGGAGAGGGACAAGACCUACAGGAAGUGGAGCUCAGAAGGCCGAGGGGGGCGGCGAGGCCACGAUGCUCCCAUGAUCGCCUACGACGCCCUCUUGGGAGCCAAGGGCAGCUGGGCGGAGCUCUGCCAGCGUGCCAUGUUCCACGGAGGUGAGAGCGGGGCCUCAGGGGCCAUCGCGGGCUGCCUGUUCGGGCUGCUGCAUGGGCUGGACGCCGUCCCCGCGGGCCUGUACCGGGAGCUGGAGCACAAGGAGCAGCUGGGCCGCCUGGGCGAGACUCUGCACCGCCUGUCCUCGGAGGAGAAGUAAAGUGCUUCCCCGCAGGCCUGGCCCCGGCUCGGGGGCCACACGCAGCUCGCAGGACACGUUACCGUUGCCUCCCAACCACUGAACCCUAACUGCUGCAUAAAAUACAUUGUUUGUCCUACGAGCACGUUCUCCUGUCCCGGCCCAGGCCUGGUGCCGUGCUGGCGUCUGGAUUUGACGGCCUCAAACCUCCAAAUACACUGCUCACCAAGAGUCUCUUGGACAA